AUGCCUCCUAAAAGAUCACAUCACAAAACUUAUUCAUCAGAAAUAUCCUCUUCAAAUCUUUUGGCUUAUCCUACUCAUAGAGAAGAACCUAAAAUUUCUAAAUCUCCAACUUUACAAUUUGAUUUCAAAGUAAUCAAAUUCUAAAUUUUCUUAGACUAACCAGAUAUCCAUUGAAUAAAAUCCUUUACUUAGAUAGAAUGGUUCCUCUUCUAAUCUUCAAUAAUUAUAAUAAUAGUAAUAUAUUUGAACUAUUAUCUGAGGAAAACUAUUCGAAAAUUUCAAUAAUAAGAUCUCCUUAUAUCCAAAGGCUUUAUCACACCACAAUAUUUAAGUUCUAAUCCUAGAUUAUUCCAAUCUAAUUUAAAAAGUAAAUAAUAAUCCAACCACAUCAAAACCUAACCUUAUUCCAAUAAAAAUAUAUAAUACUAAACUUUAGGUAUAGAAACUGAAGAGUAUAAACAACCUUCAUUUAUUUCACAAUUUUAAUAGAAAUUUUAAGAUCCUUAGCACAUACAAUAAUUUAAAAAGAAUUCUUUAUCUCUAAAAUAAAAGACAGACAUACCUCUUUUAGAUUUAUAAUAAAAAUAACAAAUAGAGAAUUUGUAUAGCAAUUAAUUUCAUAAAUCAUAAGGAUCUUUUAAUAUCUAGAAUACUUAGAAGAUAUCAUUUCAUUAGAAUUAAACUCAUUCAAAAAGUAAUGGAAUAGCAAUUACUCCUAUUCUUUAAGUUUAUACUCCUAAAGAAGCCCUAACAGAAUUUCAUUAACUUGAAUCUCUUACUGCAAGGUAUUUAUGUAUGUAAUGAAUAGAAAGAAGCCCAUUCUUACUCUGAUUUUACAAUAUAAAUUGAUAAAAAUAAAACUAUAAAUUGAAUUAUCAACCCAAAACAUUCAACAUUUAGUCGAUAUCGUUAGGCAGGAAAUAAAUAACAAUUUUUAAAAUUGCAAAUAAAAAAUUAUAGGAAUCUAAACUUGCAAUUUAUCUAUCCCUACAGAUUAUAUUUUAUCAAUGACAGAAAAACCUUUAUUAAUUUUAGAAGGUUGUUAAAUAAAACCAUUGGUUAUAGAACCUAUUUUUGAAAUAGAGAAUGAUAUUUAGAUUUCUAAAGUAAGUUUAAAAGAUUUUGAAUUUAUAAAAUGUAUUGGUAUGGGAGGAUUUUCAAAAGUUUAUUUAGUUAAGGAAAUAAAAACAGGAAAAUAUUUUGCUAUGAAAUUAAUCGAAAAAGGUCCAAUAAUUUAAUAGAAUAAAUAAUAAAUAAUUCAAAAUGAAAGAGAUAUAAUGUGUUUGAUAGAUGAUCCUUUUGUAGUAAAAAUGUAUUAUGCAUUUGAAUCAAGAAAAUAUUUUGUAUUUGUUUUAGAAUAUUGUUCAGGAGGAGAACUCUUCUUUUUACUUAGAAAAGUAUUAAAUUUUUAUUUAUAUAGAUUAAAAGAAUGAGUGAAAAAGAUGCUUUCUUUUAUUUUUCAGAAAUUUGUUUAGGAAUGAAAACUCUGCAUUCUAACAAUAUAAUUUAUAGAGAUAUUAAACCUGAAAAUAUAUUAAUUGAUUUAGAUGGACAUAUAAGGAUAGCUGAUUUUGGAUUGUCUAAACCCAAUAUGAUUGAAACUGAAGAUGCAUAUUCAUUUUGUGGAUCCUCUGAAUAUAUGGCACCAGAAAUGUUAUUAAAAAGUGGACAUACUUUUUAAUUAGAUUUGUAUUGUCUAGGUGCAUUGCUCUAUGAAUUAGUAACUGGACUACCUCCUUUUUAUUCUCGAAACCUUGAAGAAAUUUAUUAGAGAAUUUUGAAUUAGAAAUUAAAAUUUCCACCAUAAAUCUAAUUAUCUUCAUCAAUCAAACAUCUUUUGACAAAUUUAUUAGCCAAAAAUCCUAAAGAUAGAAUUGAUUCUAUUGAUACUUUAUUAAACCAUCCCUGGAUGACUUAAUGGGGAGAUCAAAAUUUAUAUAAAUAAAUUGUUAUUAAAAAGAUUCGCCCUCCAUAUAUUCCUGAUUAUUUUAAUCUCAAUUUUGAUGAAAAAGAGUUUGGAAUAGGAGAGAGCGAAUUUUUAUAAUUUAUUAAACCAUUACAAAAAAGCAUGAAUGAAAAUUUUCCUAAAGAAAUUAUAUUAAAGGAAUUUUAUUACAAUAAAAAUAAAAAUAUAAAUGAGGAAGAAGAUUAAACAAAUUAUAAAUUAGAGUAUAAAUAACCUCAAAAAUAAAAUUCAAAAGGAAAGAAUGCUGAAGAUAAUAGUGUGCCAUAUCAUAAAGGUUUUUUGAUGAAUAAAUAUAGUAGUUAUUAAAGACUACUUACUGAAGUUGAACCAAAACUAAAACUAGCAUGAAUUUAAAUUAAACUAAGAAUGA
This is a messenger RNA of Paramecium primaurelia, 2336 nucleotides long. NCBI's taxonomy places the organism in Eukaryota, Ciliophora, Oligohymenophorea, Peniculida, Parameciidae. The record is from the annotation of a GenBank genome assembly.